AUGGGGGUGCGCGCCUGCCCCUCCACACCAGCAGUUCUGCUCCUCUGCCUGCCUCACACUGCACCUGACUCUCUUCUAGGAUGUCCUGCCCUGCCGCUUCUGCUUCUGCUUCUGCUGAGCUUGGUGCUGCUUCCUCCGGGUCUCCCAGUCCUGGGCGCCCCCGCUCGCCUCAUCUGUGAUAGCCGAGUCCUGGAGAGGUACAUUCUGGAGGCCAAGGAGGCUGAGAAUGUGACGAUGGGCUGUGCUGAAGACGGCAGCUUGAGCGAGAAUAUCACCGUCCCAGACACCAAAGUUAACUUCUACGUCUGGAAAAGGAUGGAGGUCAGUCAGCAGGCUGUGGAAGUCUGGCAGGGCCUGGCCCUGCUCUCAGAAGCCAUCCAACGGGGCCAGGCCCUGUUGGCCAACUCCUCCCAGCCAUCAGAAACCCUGCAGCUGCAUGUAGACAAAGCUGUCAGUGGCCUCCGGAGCCUCACCUCCUUGCUUCGGGCACUGGGAGCCCAGAAGGAAGCCAUGUCUCCUCCAGAUGCAGCCUCAGCUGCCCCACUCCGUACAUUUACUGUCGAUACGCUGUGUAAACUUUUCCGAAUCUACUCCAAUUUCCUCCGGGGAAAGCUGAAGCUGUACACGGGGGAGGCCUGCAGGAGAGGGGACAGGUGACCGGGUGCCUUCACCGGGCUUGCUCCCCACCUCGCUCACUACUACUGCCUGUGCCACGCCUCCUCCCACCACUCCCAACCCCCUUCGAGGAGCUAUCAGCUCAGCACCAGCGUAUCCCCUGGACACUCCAGUGCCAGCGGUGACAUGUCAGGGACCAGAGGAACUGUCCAGAGCUCACCUCUGAGAUCUAAGGAUGUCACAGGGCCAGCCUGAGGCCUUGGAGCAGGAGAAAUUCAGAGAUCAGCUUUAAACUCAGGGACAGAGCCAUGCUGAGGAGACACCGAGCUCACGUGGUUCCUGCAGAACUGUGAUGCCAGGAGAAGCUUUGGAGAAAAAGCCCUUUUUGCACCUACCAAGCAGGGGCAGGAGGGACUGGAGAACUUCAGUAGCAAGUUAUGAAUUCUUCAGGUCUCAUGGGGACUCCCAUGACAGCAAGAGGCCACUGCACAAUGGGGGCAGUGGGAGUUGUGAAGAUGGGAUGAAGGCUGCUCCUGACUCUCAUGGGGCCAAGUUUUGUGUAUUUUCAAUCUCACCAGUAAGACUGAAACCAC
This is a messenger RNA of Tupaia belangeri chinensis (Chinese tree shrew), 1208 nucleotides long. It is a transcript of the gene EPO, whose product is annotated as erythropoietin. The transcript is spliced from 5 exons. The record is from RefSeq and is a predicted model, not a curated record. Lineage: Eukaryota; Metazoa; Chordata; Mammalia; Scandentia; Tupaiidae. Gene Ontology annotation, cellular component: extracellular region. Bases 1 to 657 code for a protein of 218 amino acids. Gene Ontology annotation, biological process: positive regulation of Ras protein signal transduction; erythropoietin-mediated signaling pathway; positive regulation of cell population proliferation. Gene Ontology annotation, molecular function: erythropoietin receptor binding; cytokine activity; protein kinase activator activity.